Nicotiana attenuata is the source of this 1474-nucleotide messenger RNA. Its product is annotated as WAT1-related protein At2g39510-like. The record is from RefSeq and is a predicted model, not a curated record. The transcript has 7 exons. Bases 66 to 1181 code for a protein of 371 amino acids. Gene Ontology annotation, molecular function: transmembrane transporter activity. Lineage: Eukaryota; Viridiplantae; Streptophyta; Magnoliopsida; Solanales; Solanaceae. Gene Ontology annotation, cellular component: plasma membrane.
AAUACAAAACAAUUAAAAAAAAUAUCAUUUGUUAUUAGAGAAAAGAGAGAGAAACAUAAUUAAGCAUGUCAACAACUACAAAGGAAUGCUUAAUUAAGUUUUUGAAAGAAGCAAAGCCAUAUUUAGCAGUCAUAUUCUUGCAAUUUGGAUAUGCAGGCUCAGCUAUUAUAGCUAAAUCUGCUCUUAAUCAUGGAAUGAGUCAUUACACUUUUGCUGUCUACAGAAAUGCUGUUGCUGCUGUUAUCUUUGCUCCUUUGGCUGCUCUCUUUGAAAGGAAAAUAAGACCAAAAAUGACUUUUUCCAUUUUCUGGAAGAUCGUGUUGCUCGGCUUGUUGGAGCCUGUUAUCGACCAGAAUUUGUAUUAUGGUGGGAUGAAAUUCACCACUGCCACUUUUGCAACAGCAAUGUGUAAUGUUUUACCAGCCAUCACAUUUUUAUUAGCCUGGAUCCUAAGGCUAGAGAAUGUGAAUAUAUGGAAGAUACAUAGCCAAGCAAAAAUAGUGGGAACAAUAAUAACACUUGGAGGUGCAAUGGUAAUGACACUUGUUGGAGGACCUACAAUUGGAUUGCCAUGGACCAAACAUUCUUCUACUACUAAUGUUGCUUCUCCUACUGAACUCAAUCCUGUUAAGGGUGCUCUUUUCAUUUUAGUUGGUUGUUUCUGCUGGGCUUGCUUUUAUAACCUUCAGAUGAUUACAUUGAAGGCAUACCCAGCAGGACUGUCCCUCACUUCUUUAAUAUGUAUGGCUGGGGCUUUGCAAGGCACUGCACUUACACUUGUGGUUGAAAGAGGAAAUUCUGCAAUCUGGUCUCUUAACUGGGGAAGUAGUAAAUUAAUUGCAUCUGUUUAUUGUGGAAUAGUGAAUUCUGGAAUUGGCUAUUACGUUUCGGGAUUAAUAAUGAACGUCAAAGGACCAGUUUUUGUCACUGCUUUUAAUCCUCUCAAUAUGGUUAUUGUUGCAAUUUUGGGUUCAUUCAUUUUAUCUGAGCAACUUAACUUGGGAAGGGUUGUUGGAGCUGUUGUUAUUGUAAUUGGAUUAUACCUAGUAAUAUGGGGUACGACUAAGGAACAAAAAUCCUCAAAAAUAUUGAGCACUACUGAAGAAGUUGAACAUGUUGGCAAAGAACUACCUGAGAUAAAAUCUUCAAAUCAAGCUGUAACGGGGGAUGAAUCUGUUUAAGAUCAUGUUUGUACGAAGAUAUAUCACGAUAGGAUCUGUUGUUUAAACCGAAUUACGAAAAUGAAAAAUAUUAGAGAAUGAAUACUAUUACUAAGGUUUACAUUUUAGUGAUAUCGGUUCGAAAUUUCUCACUCUAUAGAUAUCGGUUUAAUUCAAACUGUCUUUUUUUUUCUUCCUUUUUUAACUGAUCGCCUAAUGUAAUAAAUUUUGUUUUAUAUAUUGAGAAAACAAGUUGAGUACGCCUAGCUAGAGGCUGGGUUUUAGUAUAAUGAUCAAGUUCCAAUUACAGAGGA